Molecule: messenger RNA, 722 nt
Organism: Drosophila yakuba
Lineage: Eukaryota; Metazoa; Arthropoda; Insecta; Diptera; Drosophilidae
Gene: CCAP
Product: cardioactive peptide
Exons: 3
Coding region: 77-544 (155 amino acids)
Source: RefSeq, a predicted model, not a curated record
GCUGCCACUUUCAUUUGGCUUUCGAGUGUUAAGCGCAUCGGUUGCUAAGUGGUUGCUUAUUAAAAAUACUCCAGCAAUGAGAACUUCCAUGAGGAUUUCCCUGAGGCUAAUCGCACUCCUGGCUUGUUUCAUCUGCUCCCAGGCUUCGCUGGAAAGGGAGAACAACGAGGGCCCCAAUAUGGCGAAUCACAAGCUAAGUGGCGUUAUACAGUGGAAAUACGAGAAGCGACCAUUCUGCAAUGCAUUUACAGGAUGUGGACGAAAGCGAACGUAUCCCUCAUAUCCACCAUUCUCGCUAUUCAAACGCAAUGAAGUCGAAGAGAAACCCUAUAACAAUGAGUACUUGUCUGAAGGUCUCAGUGAUUUGAUCGAUAUCAAUGCCGAGCCCGCUGUGGAAAAUGUCCAAAAGCAAAUCAUGUCCCAAGCCAAAAUCUUCGAGGCCAUCAAAGAAGCCAGCAAGGAAAUCUUCCGCCAGAAGAACAAGCAGAAAAUGUUGCAAAAUGAAAAGGAGCUGCAACAGUUGGAGGAGCGCGAUAGCAAAUGAAUCGGAUAAAUCGGUAUUAUCGGAAUAAUCGGAAUGAUCGGAUUGAUGGAAAGUUAAUUGACUGCAUGGUUACCACACUGGUUUUGUUAUUGUACAUACUAUCCUUAUCCAUGACUCCUUGAAUUGUGAAGAAUUCUACAGCACUGGCAUUGCAUUCAAUAAAAAUUGUUGACCUCAA